UAAUUCUUCUAUGUUGAUGUUUUUUAUGUUUCAUUCCUUUUCUCUUCUCUCUCUUCUCAUCAUCAUCACCAUUUUCUCUCACUAGCCACCAUUGUUGUUCUUAAUUUCUUGAUUAUGGAACAAAUGAUGGUACCACCAUGGCUAGAACCAUUGCUAGCAACAUCAUUCUUCACCAUUUGCCCUAGACAUUCCGAUUCCGCUCGUAGCGAAUGUAAUAUGUUCUGCCUUGAUUGCAAGAACGGUUCGUUUUGCUUCUACUGUCGAUCAUCCAAACAUAAGGAUCAUCUCGUUCUUCAAAUAAGGAGGUCGUCGUAUCACGACGUUGUUAGGGUUGGUGAGAUUCAAAAUGUGACGGAUAUAAGCGGAGUUCAAACUUACGUUAUAAAUAGUGCUAGAGUUAUAUUUCUAAAUGAAAGACCUCAACCUAAAAGUACUAGUACUAGCAAAGGUGUUUCUCCUCAUUUAUGUGAAAUUUGUGGAAGAAGUCUUUUAGAUCCAUUUCGUUUCUGUUCUCUUGGAUGUAAGGUAGAAGGAAUAAAGAAAAUUAGGGUUUCAAACUUUAACUUGAGCACAAAGAAUGAAGAAAUAGAAGGAAGAAGAUUGGCAUCAAAGGAAGAAGCAGAAGAGGAAGAAUUGCGUGUGGAGAGACCACAAGAAAUGUAUAGAACCACUUCCAAUCAACAUCCGCCAUCUCAUCAUAAUUCCAAUUCAAGAAGAAGAAAAGGCAUUCCUCACAGGGCACCUUUUGGGUCUUAAAUUAAUUAUUAAUUAAUUAGUCAAUUGAUUAAAUACUAAAUCAUGAUUAAGCUUCCUUUAAAACAUUGUAUAUCCAGCUCAUUCUUCACAAGCCAUCACAUGGGAACCAGAGGGGUUAAUGUGAUAAAUAAUUAAUAGAAAGCAAUCAAAUGUUAAGCAAAAUUAUAUAUACACAGAAGUAGGAGUAUUAAUUUUUUUGUGUUA
This is a messenger RNA of Mercurialis annua (annual mercury), 960 nucleotides long. RefSeq names its product protein RGF1 INDUCIBLE TRANSCRIPTION FACTOR 1. Lineage: Eukaryota; Viridiplantae; Streptophyta; Magnoliopsida; Malpighiales; Euphorbiaceae. The coding region runs from base 115 to 756 and encodes 213 amino acids. The record is from RefSeq and is a predicted model, not a curated record. The transcript is spliced from 4 exons.